Messenger RNA from Cornus florida, 1238 nucleotides. RefSeq lists its product as uncharacterized. Bases 140 to 709 code for a protein of 189 amino acids. Lineage: Eukaryota; Viridiplantae; Streptophyta; Magnoliopsida; Cornales; Cornaceae. The record is from RefSeq and is a predicted model, not a curated record. The transcript has 3 exons.
UCUAAGUCAGACUAGUAUUCUUAGAGGUAUUCCACGCUGAUGCAUAAAGAAAGAAGAGAUGGCCUAAAUCAGAAAGAAAGAAUUUAGCAGGUGUGGUAGCUGCGUACUAGUGUUCAAUUGGUUAAUCAUUUCUUAAUUCAUGGAAGAAAACACCAUACACCCGGAGCUCCAAAAUAUUUAUAGCUUCGAAUUCAACUCCUCUCCGGGACAUGACUUAUUCUCCGAUGAUGACGACAGUGAAGAAGAAGGAGAAGACGGAUACAUCGAAAUAGAUCUUGAACCCUUACCCACUGACACGCACGUAGAAGGAGAGGAAGAAAAGAGCAGUGAUGAUGAUAAGGAAUUGGAGUACUUCCCAGUUUCAUUUUCGUGGAGAACUUCCCUUCCCUCCCAAGAAUUUUCCUCCUCAACCACUACAACUUCAACUUCUUCAGCAGCAACUAGUUUUUUAUGUCCAAUUGAUACUCCGGUGUCUCAACAGGCGGCGAUGUCUGAGCUUCCACAAUUGCGCACCAACAUUAAUAGAGAUAGUUGGAAACUGGUGCAGAGCAGAAAAGCUUCAACAAGGGUGGUCACCACUGCGAUGAACAAUAGAGUUGCCAAGUUAUUGGUCAAGUUUAAAUCCAAUAUUAAGCAUUUUCGGUCCAUGAUUGCUUCAUUAACCAGGGCAAGUUAUUUCUCCGGGAGGCAACAGGGAAGACAAUAUUAACAAAAAAACAGAAUCAGUGAGUGUUUGGAAUUUUGAGAGGGUAAUCAAACCAUUUGAGAGAUGGUCGGUGCAAAGGAAAGGGGGAGAUCAGAGCACCAACACCAAGCAGCCCUACAGAAAUGGUUCUGAAAUAAACUUGGACGCAGUUAGAGGGUUCAUCUUAGAGGCUAUUAACAAUAUUGGACGCAGCAAGGGUAAAAUAAGAAAAAGCAGCCCAAUUUCAACUGAGUCUUCGCCCAAUCAGAAUAAGGUUUUUGCAAGAGACAAUUCAGUUCAGGCAGCCAUUGCUCACUGUAAGAGGUCAUUUGACCAAACGCCCCAUUUCAAUUCUUGAACGUGUUACUUCAUAGGCUUUGUUUUUUUAUUUUUUUUUAUUUUUUUUUAAACAGAUAGGGAGCUAGGCAAUUUGUAAUGAAUCAUAAAAGUCAUUUCAACUAUGUUAGUUUUACAUCUUCAAUUUUGAAUGGUCCAGUGCUCUCAUGCAACUUCUUUUUAGUGUGCAUCAGUCCUCUGGGCUCUCUGAGAUGAU